Scophthalmus maximus (turbot) is the source of this 4347-nucleotide messenger RNA. RefSeq lists its product as uncharacterized. The record is from RefSeq and is a predicted model, not a curated record. NCBI's taxonomy places the organism in Eukaryota, Metazoa, Chordata, Actinopteri, Pleuronectiformes, Scophthalmidae. Gene Ontology annotation, biological process: intracellular transport. Gene Ontology annotation, cellular component: trans-Golgi network membrane; AP-1 adaptor complex. Gene Ontology annotation, molecular function: clathrin binding. The transcript is spliced from 8 exons. Bases 267 to 2339 code for a protein of 690 amino acids.
CUCUAUAAAAAUGGACCCCGCUCAUUUCCCCACUUCUCCGCACUGCUCUCUGGCCGCAGUUGGUUGAUUUUCGUCUCCUGGAAACGGGGUCGUAGUGACACGUCUUUUCUUUUUCCUCCUCCGCCUUCACAACCGCCCGGUGUGUCCACUUCGCACAGAGGAGGAUGUUGAGAGGUGAUGGAGACGGCGGCGCACGAAGAAGUGACAUCGAGGCAAAGUGAACGAGUGUCGGUGCAUGAGGCCUUCAGGUCCCUCUAGGAGAACCCAUGGAGCCAUACAUAAUCCCGUUCCACUCCUCCUCCCCUCCUCCGCUAGAUGAUGAUGGCGAUGGGGAAGCCGGAUCGGAGGACGACGAGUUUGGAGACUUUGGGGGAUUCUGCUCCCCUCCUGGCAUUGCUGAUUCUACUAAGCCACCAUCCAGCCUCAGAAAGCCGCCUCCUACCACAAAGGCAGCCACCCAUCCACCCAGCUGCAACAUUAAUCACCCAGUGGAACUUCCCCAAACUGUACCCACUUUGAGCUUGGGUUCCGGCAGGGCCCAGGUGGACGUGGAAGAGCAGGGUAGUAAUGCUGAAUCAACUUUGCACCUCACAAAUGGAUAUGCGGAAGGAGACCACAACUCUGGGGCCCAUGGGGCUUCUGUGGCGGCUACUUGCUCUCCCACCGAGGAAACAGGAUUUGCUGAUUUCACUGUGUUCGCGGAGCAGGCAGCCCACCCCUGGUGCUGUGGCCUCACUCCCUUAGGCAGCGCAGAGGCGUGGGCCGGCGGGGUGGAAGGGACAAACUCGGCCAAAGAAAUCUUUGCUUCAGGUCGUGAGGCGGUGAUGGAGUCUGAGCCCAGAUCUCAAUGCGCCUAUAAGGCUAAAGCAAACGUUUGCACUAAAAUCAAGCACUGUGAGAAAAGAGAUGCGGCAGUCGAGCCACCGUCUCAGGACCAUCAGCCUCAGGAAGCCGCAGCAGCGUUGCGAUUUCCAUCGGACCAGCCUCAUUUUGGAGAGGAGGUCGGAGGCAAGCGUGGGGACAGUUGGAGGGAAAUGAGAUAUCGUUUGAAUUAUUUACAAACCGCCGAGUCGCAGGAGGACGAAGGGUCAGAGAAAGGCGGAGAAAAGACCGUCCCCCAAACAAUCUGUGUGUACGAGUCGGAGUGCUCGGAGGACUUGGCAUCCGUCUGCGACGAUUUUUCAUUCGAAGGUGUUUCCGCCGAGUGGGAGCCAAAUGUUUCAUCUCUGGCUUCUCUAGGGGAUCAGAGUGACUUGGACCGGACUGACGAUGAGGAUGAAGAACUGGGAAGCAACUGGCAUUCGCACGCUUUCGGCAACAGCAGCAAAGCGGCAAAUCUCAGCCAAACUGAGGCUGAGCAGGCUCCUCAUCGCUGCGACCAAUCUUUGACUCAGGAAACUACUGCUACCUCCAACCAGCAACACUCCAUAACGGACGCAGAGGACGAAUUUGCGGACUUCAAUGACGGUGGCUCUGAGCAUCGCAGGGACCGAGAUUGGGUCCAAACCGCUGACGUGAGGGUGCAGAGCCUCGGGAGCCUCCCGCCCAGUGACAGCUUUGCUGAUUUCUGCUCGGCACCCACGCAGGAGGAGGAUGGAGGAGAAGGGUCGUGGGCAGAGUUCCAGGAUCAGAGGGCUCCGGAGGAGGGAAGUCGGCAGCCAGACCGAGUCAGCAGCCUUCAGGCUGAUGGGAAUACCGAGGAGGAACAGAACAGGGUGGGACAAUGUGGAGAUUCAAGGCGAAACAGCUGUCAGGCGUCAUUGUCCCGCCGUGUCCUGCAGCUCCUCUUGGCUAGUUUCCCAGAGGUUGUGGUCCCUACUCCAGAAGGUGAGGAGGAGGAGGAGGAGGAGGAGGAGGAAGAGGAGGCGUUGACUCUCGGCGCUCUGCUUCACAGCAGCCACCUCCCUGAGAGUGAGGAGGAGGAGAAGAUGCCAGAACUCAGCGGUGCUCAGUGGCUACAGCGGGGCCUGUGGUGGCCACGCCAAGAUGUCCACAGUGCAGUCGGCCUCCAGUUUCAGUGGGGUGGUUCCCACACAAACCGGACCCUGCUCAGGUGCCUCGGCGUGGACACAAGGAACAUUGUCUUCAUGGGCAUGAAGAAGCAGCCAGUGGCUGUGCCAGCUUUCGCAUCCGGCCUGGGAAUGCUUGAGCCCACCAAAGACGCCGUGCCAGCUCUCUGUUCAACAGGAUACCCAGCGCGAGAACCUCCAGGGCCCCAGGACAUACCACACCCCUCAACAGGCUCAGUGCAGGAGCUGGACUGGAGCAGCCGUGGCCUUAGCAGCUCUCAGGACGGUACGUCCCCUCGCCGAGCCCCUCACUUCUGGGGCCGGAAGUAGACUACCAGCCAUCACUUAAUUACACGGCUUCUUUCAAAUAAGGGGGCUUGUCUGCUUCUUUUGAUUUGCACUGUUUCCCCUCCACUCAGGUCAGCUGUGGUGGGUGAGCACGACAUUUUGUGAAAAUCAUGAAUCACACAGUUGCAAAAUCAUGUUGGUGUCAUGAUUUUGUGCACACAGGAAAACCUUCAAACGUGAAAUUGAACUUUUGAGCCAAACAGAAAAAUUUGUCCCAAUUGCUCCUAAACAGUUACAGGGGAAACACUGUACUGGCUUCCCUUUUCUCCCUCCUUCACUGACUCUAGUGUCUCAUCUUUACCUGCUGCCACCUCCUCAUUCAUUUAUCUCAGUAUUUAUCAGUCUCAGUUGAGAUGGGGAAGUGGUGAACACCUGAUGUGGGUGACGGCAACUCCAUUUAACGGACAAUUUUUUUUUUUUUUUAGUGGCGAGCAGUGUCAAAGUUGAAAUGCUAACUCUUACCCAGUGUUAAUACAGCGGUGUACCUUUCGUUCAGUGCGUGGCGAUGUAGCUUAUGAAUCAUCUGACAGUAUCAUCUAAUCUUUUGGCUUCUUUUUUUUCUUUCUUUUUUCUUUUUUGAUUGAAACUGUUAUUUGCUUGUAAAGGGUGUUGUUGUGCCCUCUGCUGUGUUUGAAGAAAAUCAAAGAUAUUACUGUAAGAAGUGAACACCACAGGUGUUGAGUAUCAUUCUUUGCUCAGGAAAUUUUUACUUAUUUAAUUCAGUGAGAUUCAGACGGAAGUGUUUUGUUUUUUUCUAUUUUAUCCCUAAAUAGAUCUAACCAAUAUGAUUAAAAAAAACAAGGAAAAAAUACCAGCAAAAAAAGGAGGAAUUAGCAUGUUGUCGGUGUCCUUACAACUUUUUGCAGCAAAAUUAUAAAAACUCAUAUGUUGUAUGCUUAUUUUUUAAAGUUAAAGAGUUAAAUCUAAACAUGUAUUGGCUUAACCACCAAAAACGGAGAUUUCAAAAAAAAAAGUCACAGACAGCGCUGUCUGUGCUGCAGCAUGAGUUUGAGGCGGGUAACUUGAAAAUUUGCUAAAUAUAAUAAAUAGAUAUAUAAUAACUUUGUAUCACAGCCAGUUACUCGUAAAGAUUAGGAUUCAAAGAUUCAGAUGUUUGUCACAUAGUGUGAAGAAACAAGGUCAUUCACAUCAACAACACAAGCAAGAAAAAGGUUCAAUAUCAAGUAUUAAUAUAGUGUUGCAGUAAUAAAGUAUUCACAGCAGAGGGCAGCCACAAGGUCAAAUAUUUACCAUAAUAACAAACUGAAUGAAUUAAAUAUUAAGUAAAACUGAUAUUUCAGGCAAAAAAAUACUAAUUACUCCUUAUAUUUUAUUUUUAUUUGUUUGUAGUCUGGUAUAUUUAUUUUUUCAUUUCAUUAUGUUUGGUUAUAAAAAAAGGAAUAUAUAUAUAUAUAUAUAUAUACCUUUGAAGUUUGAUUUAUUUUUUAUUGCUAUUAGGUUUAACAUGUGCAGGGGACUACUGUCAUAAUAGAAAGGAGUGAUGUAUCCUAGACAUUAUAUAACAAGUAAACAAGAUUAAAAAAAUUGUGAAGCGGCAAAAUGAAGUUGAGGUUAAUGCUGCUUUCAGUUUUUUUCUUUUUUUACUCGGUGCACUGAAGCAUGCACUCUAUCAGCAUGCCGAGUACAAUGAAGUGUUUGAUUCCAAAGAACUUGAUAUUGUGGAAAAAUUAUCGACUCCUGAAUUCCACUUUUUCAGUAUUUCAUUACCAAUCAAGAGUCUUUCUACAACAGUUCUGAAGCUGCAACUUCAGCAUUUCAUAAUGAGUUGUGCCUUUAUGCCAGCAAUUAUUUUCUAAAAAGAAACAAACAACAACAAAAAGUUUUGUUUUCCAAAUGGUGAAAUUCUUUUUGGACUGUAACUUGUGUUAUUUAUUUAUUUAAUCAGAUUUACUGCUCAAAAUCCAGAUUUAUUGCACUGCAAUAAGUGGGAAAUAUACAUGUAAAUACUGAAAUAAAUCAGUUGAUCCUU